GCGGUCCAGGUGCUCCAGCCAACCGUGUGCUCAGACGUUCAUCAGAAGAAGAUAGUGGGCCGGAGGAAAGUGUGCGUGUGGGGUAUCGCGAAGGGCAGGGCGCGAUCACAGACGGGUUAUUGUUCUGAUUUAACCGCUGCCUCCUCGCGAUCUCCUCACCCAGAGUCUUCACUCGCAUCCCAUGGGCUUGGAAAACACCGUGCUUCUGAGAUACAGCUGAACUGCCUGCGCGUAUAAUGUUUAAAAAGAGCAAGAGCAAAGUUCUGGUGGAUGAAGCUUCAGAGGAGGACGACGUGUCGUGGCAUCACGAGCACGCGAGGAAGGAUAAAGACUCUGAGGGAACAGAGGAAGUUCUGAGCCCCUCAACAAAGGAUUCAAAAUUAAAGAAGGUUAAAUCAAAGCGAGAAAAAGGAGACAAGAAGUUGUUUCCGUCUCAGGAUGAUGAACACAUCUUGCUGACAGGAGUCACUCUCUCUCACAGAAGAGGGUCUGCUAAGAAAAACUGGGAGGAUGACAAGAGUAAAGCCAAUCCAGAAAAAGACAAAGCGCACUGUCUGUGGGACAGCAUCACAAUGACGAUGAAGCAAAUCACACCCACAAAGAAGAUCGACAAGAUUGAGGGCUGGGAGCCACCUCAGCUGAAUGAUGGAAUGGAGGAGGAAAAAAAUGAUCUGGAGAAGAAGAGAAGCGACUCGUCCCCGUUGUCCUCCCCUCUGUCACUGUCUCUGCCGCAUUCUCUGGGUUUGCCGUCCUGGGUUGGCUUGGGUUCGGAGGAGGACUCGUCUCGUUACGCUAGUCUGACUGAAUCACAGAUGGGCGGCCCUGCCCAGUGGGCGGCUCGGGCGCGAGAUAAAUUAGCCGCCGUUCGUCGCCGAAGUCCAGCCAGCCUAUCAGAGAGUAAUUGGGAGGGGCUAAAAUGAUUUACAUAUUAAUGUCUGUGAGGAUGGCCACACCCCCUUGUAUACCAACUCUAAUUGGACAGCCCACCGAUGUGAAGAAUAGGACCCUCAGACCAAGAGUGCCUGCUUCCAACGCCUGUCAACGAUUUAUUGUCACUUUCCCAUUUGAUAUAAAAUGUAUGUCCAACUUUUGAAUGGAGCUCCUUUAGAGAAAUCACUGGAUGUACUCAUAGUUAAUCACCAUGCUGUUUUGUACAUUAUUUUUAAAGGCUAUAAAAGGCAUUUAAACACUCAAAGGGAGAGUUCAACCAAAAAUGAAAAUCGUCAUUUAUUCACCCUCAUGUCAUUCCAAACCUGAUUUUUUAAAUGUUCCUCCAGGCUGUUUUGAUGAUGAUAAACACACAAGAUGAAGAUUAGCAGAAUCCCAAGAACCAUAAACCUCAGUCAGACACCAUAUUGAAUUUAACGCAGACGAUAACGAGUCUGUGAGGGAUAGACUUUACAGUCUUUACAAUAGUAUGUACUGUAUGCAGGUCUUACAGGUCUUUCAAAACUGUUUUAUUAAGUUUUUGUCUACCAAACGUUUUUCAGAAAGACAUUUUGAAGGCUUAACAAUCAGCAUGUUUUUAAAUAGCGGUACAAUACAUUGAACGCACUGUUCUACUUCUAUCUCUCACAACCUCGUUUUCAUCCCUGUUAAAAAAUAAAUAUGGCGCUAUCCUGACCAAGGUCUGUUGUCCAUUUAAAAGACAUGGUAGCUGCUAAAAUGACAACAAAGUAUCAUAUAUAUAUUCCAAAUUACAGUCCGGAUAUUAUGUGAGAAACAGCCUAUGUCAGUGAAUACAGCAAUAAGUCUUCAUUCAUCCUUCUCCAGUCUCUGCUAAACUUCUCUUUUUCACAGAAUAAAAUCAAACUGGUUUGUGGUGACAUAAGGGUGAAUAAACGACGACAGAAUAUUCAUUUUGUAGGUGAACUCUGUCUCUUUAAAUCCACGUUUUAUUAGUGCCGAUUAGUACCCAUCGUCACAGUCUCAAUCGCCAUAUACUCACUCCUGCUUGAAUCCUCGAUUCACUUGUGACUUGUCGUUAAUUUAUUCCGCUAUGUAGUUGAAGAGUGAAUGUGAAAUGAUGUAGAAACGCCUUCCACUGAUCAGUGUAGAUUUACUGCCUGCUGAUUCACAAUCUUAAUAAGUACUGUAAUUACUCUAUGCAAUGAUUUUCUUGCUAUAAUCCCAAACUACUUGCCAUUUUGAUCAUGCUUACAAUUUAUUCAGUGCCACUAUUCAGUCACAAGAAGAACUUACUGUGACUUGAUAAGACAUACAGGGAAGACAUAUAUGUGCUCGGUUCUGUCGCUGGAGAUUUUGAGCUUUAAUCAAACAGCUAAUUAUAGUUAAUGGAUUCAUUUGGGGAAAACACGGUCUUCUAGGAUUGAAACUAAGUUUUGAAGCAGGUUGGAUGAGUAUCCAGAUUUCUGUUUCAAACCUUAAUAUUUGAAGCCUUCCAAAGACCUCAAGAGCUGUGCCGAUUCUUCUUUCCGGUGCCUCGACUUAAAAUUCAUUUUGUAGUGUGAUCACAUGUCAACCAGUUAUUGUCUUCCAAUACCCCCAACACGAAAAAAAUGAUAAUCAUCGUUUAGAAGUCUAAUAUAAAAUGUGUUUUAUAACCUUUUGGCCGAUGCCAUUGAACUGCCUAAGAUCUAGGUUUGCUAGAAGAACAUUCCUUAGUGUCUUAUUGCUGAUUCUGAAAGUAAGUGGGUUUGCUGCUCUCAGUUGUUCACAGUAGCUUUAUAUAACUAGUCUACCAAUGUGUUUAACUUUGAAAGAUGAUUACAAAUUGUUAGUUUCAGAUUUUGCUCUUUAUAUUUUGGGCCUUUGCGAGAAUCUUAUUUUGAUUUCUAUCUUGAUACUACUGAAUGAUUUUUUUUUUUUCUGUAUUAUGAUUUAAAUGCAAAUAAUAAAAUGUUGUUCCAGGGGUUCAGAUAUGUUGGUGAAGCUGAAUAAAAAGUUACUUUGUA
Onychostoma macrolepis is the source of this 2915-nucleotide messenger RNA. RefSeq lists its product as uncharacterized. The record is from RefSeq and is a predicted model, not a curated record. NCBI's taxonomy places the organism in Eukaryota, Metazoa, Chordata, Actinopteri, Cypriniformes, Cyprinidae. The transcript is spliced from 4 exons. Gene Ontology annotation, cellular component: cytosol; nucleus. The coding region runs from base 237 to 920 and encodes 227 amino acids. Gene Ontology annotation, biological process: spermatogenesis.